AUGGGUUUUCGGUUGGGAUCACGUAGACACAAGGAAAAGCAUGCUGACAAUGAUAAAGAGAGGAAUAAGAGCAAAGGUGAGGAUAAAGUUACACACCGUCCUCCCGCUGCUCCCGGAAGUGCAAUGAAGCCGACCGAAAAUCGGGCUUCUACGGCUUCCUCCUCUUCACAGUUCCAAUCACAAUCGGCCGCCACACGCGGUGUUCUGUUUAGAGACAAUCGUCUUCCGGACGGAACUACCAUGCCUCGAAUACGAACUACAGCUCAAGUCAGCCCUCCCAGGGAAAGAGACGGCCGUGUAUCUCCUACGGGCUCAAUCUACUCAUCAGCCUCCAUUCAACAUGCCUUUCCCAGCUUUGCCUCCUAUCCACCCUCAUACGUACCACAGUCAAAUCCAAAACCGAGUGAAGCCUCUGUGAGACGGAGCUCCGUCUUUGGUGAUCCCGUCUAUCAGUCAACCGUACAAGCUGGCGCUAUUUAUGACGAACCACUCCCUGAACCAGACUACCCUUUGUCCAAUGAUGGGACAGGAAAUUCGAAUCGUGACAGUGGACUUGAUACAGAAUCGCGUUCGUCCUCGGGCGGUCAGUGUACUGGAAGGCCCAUCUCUGGCGCAAAUGGGGGCAUGUACGACAGAGUUCCACGAUCCAGGGAACCAUUGAUUCAAAAGGAUUACAAAGGAACACGAGGUGUUCGUUCUCGACCAUUCAGUCAAGAGAGGACCAACAGCACAUACGCGUAUAAUCAGAAACCGCAAAUUCUUCGGCCACGAGGCUACAGGAGUAACCCUGACCCUCCAUCUCCAAGCCGGCGUCGGUUAGCCUCAACAACUGCACUACCUAACACCAAUCCCGAGUUUCGUAGGGCAUCAAGUACAACCACUAUGAACCACAGUAGAACCCCACCUUCUCACCGAUGGGUUUGCCAGCAAGAAGAUUAUCGUAAAGACAGCUAUUGUCGGAAGUCAGCUGAACGGCACUAUCACUGCUCCUCUUGUUCCUGCUCUGAAGAUGACUUGCGUACAGCUCGCUCCACAAGCACACUGAGGCGCAUCCAAUUAGAAGAUGGAUCUGCAGCGGACCGUAGGGAUGCUGCACCUGCAUCCACCCGAGGAGGGAGGAGGUUUAGAAGGGAAGGGGAAUCGUCCAAUUUUUCGAGACUGCCAAGAAAUCAGCCGAUUCGGGGACGGUUUUUUGAGGAGGAUGCGGAGGAGAUGGUGGAAGAAUCAGAUAGGUACGGGCGCUUGCCACCACUAAAGAAGCCCGUGAAUGCAAAAUUCAUCCCCUAUGAGGAUUAUUACGAUGACUACUUUGACGAGGACGAGACUUCAGAUUUUCGGAACGACUCGCCUUUCUCUUCUACUGCGUCACAGGCCUACGGUAGGCCCGUGACACAAGGGGAAUUUUACGCGAGAAACAGCGCCCCUUCAAUAGCGUCACGGGACACAAGUGUAAUCAGGUUAUAG
Molecule: messenger RNA, 1464 nt
Organism: Mesocestoides corti
Lineage: Eukaryota; Metazoa; Platyhelminthes; Cestoda; Cyclophyllidea; Mesocestoididae
Source: the annotation of a GenBank genome assembly